CCACUGUGCAUAAUUGUCUGUCUUUUUGCUACUUCAACUAUUCAAGUCAUCAUCAAUGGCAAAACUUCCCCAAAACCCAACAAUUUCCCUUCAAAUUCUCAUCUUUUUCCACCAUCUAACUCUUCUUCUUUCCCAAACAACAGAUUAUCCCAUACUUAAUUGCCUUACUAAUCACAAAAUCACCAACUUCAGUUUACACCCAAAUUCAAACCACCCUUCUUCUAUUCACUACAACCACCUCCUCAAAUUCUCUCUCCAAAAUCUAAGGGUAGCCAAAGAAUCAACCCCCAAACCAACGGCUAUAAUCUUGCCACACACUAAGGAGCAGCUAUCCACCUCUGUGCUCUGUUGUAGGAGAUCAGCCCAAGAGAUCAGGAUCCGGUGUGGCGGGCACAGCUAUGAGGGUAUGUCCUCAAUCCCACGUGGCAACACCCCAUUUGUUAUCAUCGAUAUGAUGAAUCUCAACCGUGUGAUGGUUGAUCUUGAAUCUGAGACUGCUUGGGUGGAAGGAGGAGCGACUUUGGGGGAGUUAUUCUCUGCUAUUGCGGUGCAGAGUAGUUACUAUGGGUUUCCUGCUGGGGUGGGGCCCACUGUGGGUGUUAGUGGGCAUAUUUCUGGUGGUGGGAUUGGGGUUAUGACCCGGAAGUAUGGGCUUUCAGCUGAUAAUGUGUUGGAUGUGGGCCUGAUUGAUGCCGAGGGUCGGGUUAUGGGCCGGGCUGAGAUGGGGGAGGAGGUGUUUUGGGCUUUACGAGGCGGUGGUGGCGGGAAUUGGGGGGUUGUUUAUGGGUGGAAAGUCCAACUAGUUCAUGUACCUAAAAGGGUCACUGGUUUUAGUGUUACCAAACAAGGCCCAAUUCAUGAGUUAGCUAAACUAAUACACAAAUGGCAAUUUGUUGCCCCGUAUUUGGAUGAUGGUUUUCACAUCUCGGUUUAUAUUACUAGUAGCACACGUAAAGAAGUGUAUGCUACGUUCAAAGGGUUUUAUCUAGGGCCGAAAACGGAGGCGAUCGAUAUAAUAGACGAACAAUAUCCGGAAUUGAAGAUCGAUAAAGAAGAGUACCUCGAAAUGAGUUGGAUCGAGUCAGUUUUAUAUUUCUCGGGACUUCCUAAAGGAAGUACGACCCAAGAUUUAAAAUCGCGGUAUUGGUCAAAUAAGUCGUACUUCAAGACCAAGUCCGACUAUGUUAGGGAACACGUCCCGAUUGAGGGUUUAGAGGGUGCACUUGAAAUAAUUGCCUCAGAGCCCACGGGGCUUAUGUUAUUGGACCCUUAUGGAGGAAUUAUGGACCGGAUUAGUAACGACUCGAUUGCAUUUCCUCACCGAAAAGGGAACGUGUACAACAUUUUGUAUGCUUCGUUUUGGGGAGAGGAAGAGGAAGAGGAGGAAGAUCGGUGUUUAAGCUGGGUUAGGAGUUUGUAUGAUUAUAUGACACCUUUUGUAACCUCGAAUCCGAGGGCGGCUUAUGUUAAUUACAUAGACCUUGAUCUAGGAACAAUUGAUUUUACGGUUAAUAAUGAUGAUAAUGUUGUUGAAAAGGCUAGAGUUUGGGGGGAGAAAUAUUUCUUAGGAAACUAUGAUAGGUUGGUGAAAGUUAAGAACGUUAUUGAUCAACAAAAUGUAUUUAGUCAUAAACAAGGGAUUCCCUCUUCUAGUGUACAAACUCAUGACGAGUUGUGAAUCACGUGUACACUAUUAUUGUAAAACAAAAAAAAUCAAUGUUGUUGAAAUACAUGGUUUCGUGUAUUUUUUGUCAAACAA
Molecule: messenger RNA, 1759 nt
Organism: Spinacia oleracea (spinach)
Lineage: Eukaryota; Viridiplantae; Streptophyta; Magnoliopsida; Caryophyllales; Amaranthaceae
Product: berberine bridge enzyme-like D-2
Exons: 1
Coding region: 56-1678 (540 amino acids)
Molecular function (GO): oxidoreductase activity; FAD binding
Source: RefSeq, a predicted model, not a curated record